Molecule: messenger RNA, 3346 nt
Organism: Carassius gibelio (silver crucian carp)
Lineage: Eukaryota; Metazoa; Chordata; Actinopteri; Cypriniformes; Cyprinidae
Product: protein-tyrosine kinase 2-beta
Exons: 31
Coding region: 284-3124 (946 amino acids)
Biological process (GO): signal complex assembly; protein phosphorylation
Cellular component (GO): cytoskeleton; focal adhesion
Molecular function (GO): ATP binding; protein tyrosine kinase activity
Source: RefSeq, a predicted model, not a curated record
AGUGACAUGUGUGGGGUGUGUCCAAAACACUUAUGUCAGGACUUCAGCUCACACUGUCAGUUUGGAUUCGUAUGAAUUAAACAAACACCAGACGAGAAGGAGUGAGAGCGAAAGAAAUCUGCACUGAACAUCAGCUCAUGCUCAGCCUGUCAUGAUGACUGUCCUGUGACACACAGAUCAUAUGGUAAUACAGGAGUAAAGUGGUUCACACAUCAGUCAUGGAGCAUGUUCAGCUAAUAAUCAGUUGAGGAGAUCCAUCUCAUGACAGAAAGCCUAUGUAGAGAUGUCAGGUGACACCAGUACUUUAUCAUGGAAACCUCCUCCUCCCAGUCCACCGCAUGCACACACCAGUGCCGUGGAGAAUAAAUGCACGGGGCCGGUGAAAAUCCUCAAAGUGUGCUUCAUCAGCAACAGCGCCAACCUGGGCAAAACCUUCAAACUGGUUAAAUGUGAAAGUUCCUGGAAUAUCAGGAGAAUUAUUCAGUCCAUCCUGGACAGUGGGCGACUCGGUCCUAACAUCAAGUUCUCAGAAUGCUACGGUCUGCUGCUCAAACACCUCAAAUCAGACGAGGUUCACUGGCUGCACCCCAACCUCACCGUAGCAGAGGUGGAGCAGAAAUAUGAACAGCAGCACGUCGAGGCGGAGUGGAGAUAUGACUUGAGGAUCCGUUACAUUCCUCCUAAUUUCCUGGAGAAGUUAAAGGAUGACAAAACUACAAUGCUCUACUUCUACCAGCAGGUUCGAAGUGACUAUAUGCAGCACAGCGCGAGAAGAGUAAGUGAAGGGAUGGCGCUGCAGUUGGGCUGUCUGGAGAUUAGGAGGUUUUAUAAAGACAUGAAUGCCAGCGGCCUGGAGAAAAAAUCUAACUUCGAUCUUCUGGAGAAAGAAGUUGGUCUGGAUUUGUUCUUUCCUCAAGAAUUAAUCGACAGUAUGAAGCCAAAGCAUCUGCGGAAACUGAUCCAGCAAACCUUCCAGCAGUAUGCGUUUCUGAAGGAGGAGCAGUGCAUCAUCAAGUUCUUUGAGACAUUAUCUAUCUUUUCCAGUUUUGAUGAAGAGGUUUUUUCUUGUGAGCUGGUGCAAGGAUGGAGCGUCUCUGUGGAUCUGGUCAUCGGGCCCAAAGGCAUUCGGCAGCGUACAGACAAAAGCUCUGUGCCAGUCUGUCUAGCCACAUUUGCACAAAUUCGAAGUAUUAAAUGCACACCUGAGAAUGACGGAAAGACGCUGCUACAUAUAGAUAUAGAAGGAGCUAAACAGCCUUUGUCCAUCAGCAUAGCCUCUCUGGCCAUCGCAGAGAACAUGGCAGAUUUAAUUGAUGGUUACUGUCGUUUGGAGCACGGAAAAGAGACAACUUUAAUAGUACGGGCCAAAGACAGAGAAUCUAGAAUCUCUCUACCUUCUUUACCCAGCAGUAUGGAAAACACCAGAUCUGACAAGGAAAGCAAAAAUUCAGAUAUUUAUGCAGAAAUACCAGAAGAUACACCAGUUCCAACAUCUAGAUUCAGAAUCUCACGAAACGACAUUGUCCUCGGCCGGAUACUGGGUGAAGGUUUCUUUGGCGAGGUGCAUGAUGGGAUCUAUAAAAGCAAGACAGGAGAGCGAGUGAAUGUGGCUGUAAAGACAUGCAAGGAUUGCUCCGCUGAUGUGAAGGAGAAGUUCAUGAGUGAAGCUAUGAUUAUGAAGAAACUGGACCAUCCACACAUUGUGAGACUUGUAGGAAUUAUCGAGGAAGAUCCCGUGUGGAUUGUCAUGGAGCUUUACCAGUAUGGAGAGCUAGGAAGUUACCUCAUGGAGAACAAGCACAAAUUAACCUCUGUCAUACUGAUCCUGUUCAGUCUUCAGAUCAGUAAAGCUCUUGCUUACCUAGAGGGCAUUAACAUGGUACACAGGGACAUCGCUGUGAGAAACGUUCUGGUUGCCAAAGCAGACUGUGUGAAGCUGGGAGACUUCGGCUUGUCCCGAUACAUAGAAGAGGAGGAGUAUUACAAAGCCUCUGUGAGUCGAUUACCUAUCAAAUGGAUGGCGCCGGAGUCCAUCAACUUCAGACGCUUUACCUCAGCGAGUGAUGUCUGGAUGUUUGCUGUGUGCAUGUGGGAGAUCAUGAGUGGAGGUCAGCAGCCGUUCUUCUGGCUGGAGAACAAGGAUGUGAUAAACCAGCUGGAGCAGGGGGUCCGUCUGCCCAAACCUGAGCAGUGCCCGCCGACCCUCUACUCCCUCAUGACCCGCUGCUGGGCCUACAGCCCGGGCGAGAGACCCAGCUUCGCAGAGCUCGUGUGCAAGCUGAGUGAUGUUCAUAAUAUGGAGAAAGAAGUGGAGAUGGAGGAGCUGCGAACCAGAACUCGCUCCAGAAGUAUAACCCCGUUUACUGAUGCUCCACCGAAGCCAUCAAGAGUGAAACCAUCUGGUUUUAGUACUCUCAAUCCACGUCUACAUCUCCAGGAACAAGGUUUCCGGGAGCCCAGCAGUAAGGAGGACGCUCAGCGGCUGUGGGAGAUGGAGAGGCAGUGCAUGCAGGACACUUUAAGGAGACAGAAACAGGAAAUGCUGGAGGACAACAAGUGGCUGGAGAAAGAAGAGAAGCUUCUGGAUCCAUUUGCCAAUGAUGAAACAAAGGCUAAAGUGAUGUCAGAAACUGAGAAAAGCCAAGCUUCUUCCCAGACUCCUCCGGAGAAGCCCCCGCGGGUGUCCGCUCAGCCAGCGCCGACAGCAGAACUGGACCGCACGGAUGACACGGUCUACCAUAACGUGAUGGAGAUGGUGAAGGUCGUGGUCCAGCUGAAGAACGAUGUCAACACAUUACCAGCCUCAGAGUACGUCACUGUGGUGAAGUCGGUAGGAAUAACGUUGCGCAGUCUGAUCCGCAGUGUGGACGACAUCCUCCCGACUCUACACGAGUCCAUCAGAACGGAGAUUGAAGGAACUCAGAAGUUGCUGAACAAGGAUCUGGCCGAGCUGAUCAGUAAGAUGCGUCUGGCUCAGCAGAACGCCGUCACGUCUCUGAAGGACGAGUGUAAGAAACAGAUGCUGGCGGCCGCUCACACGCUGGCCAUGGACUCCAAAAACCUGCUGGACGCUGUGGACCAGGCCCGAGUGCGAGCUAACGUGGCCAAACCCAGCACACCCUAGAUCUGACCCCUGAUUGUUUCAUCCAAUGAGAAAGCUGGAAAGCUGGAGGAUGAACUGAACCAGCUUGCUUUAUUUAUGCUUCUGGAUGAUGAUGAAAGCAGUGCUUUCGACACUGAAUGUUUGCAGAUGUAUUUUUAACAAGUGUUUGCUAGUGAUUGUUUUCAAGGAUGUUUAUUCUCAGGACAGUUUGUGGGAGGAAAUAAAUACAGUUUUGUCAUGUCA